Molecule: messenger RNA, 1316 nt
Organism: Lagenorhynchus albirostris (white-beaked dolphin)
Lineage: Eukaryota; Metazoa; Chordata; Mammalia; Artiodactyla; Delphinidae
Gene: LMX1A
Product: LIM homeobox transcription factor 1 alpha
Exons: 9
Coding region: 92-1240 (382 amino acids)
Biological process (GO): neuron differentiation; regulation of transcription by RNA polymerase II
Cellular component (GO): nucleus
Molecular function (GO): RNA polymerase II transcription regulatory region sequence-specific DNA binding; DNA-binding transcription factor activity, RNA polymerase II-specific
Source: RefSeq, a predicted model, not a curated record
UGCCCUGAGUCCGGGAGCUGGCGGGACGCUCUCCGGGUCGCUUACUCUGCCCCUCCUCGGUCGGGGCAGGUCCUCCCGGCCCGGCCCGAACAUGCUGGACGGCCUGAAGAUGGAGGAGAACUUCCAAAGCGCCAUUGAGACGUCGGCCUCCUUCUCCUCGCUGCUGGGCAGAGCGGUGAGCCCCAAGUCUGUCUGCGAGGGCUGUCAACGGGUCAUCUCGGACAGGUUUCUGCUGCGGCUCAACGACAGCUUCUGGCAUGAGCAGUGCGUGCAGUGUACCUCCUGCAAAGAGCCCCUGGAGACCACCUGCUUCUACCGGGACAAGAAGCUCUACUGCAAGUAUGACUACGAGAAGCUGUUUGCUGUCAAAUGCGGGGGCUGCUUUGAGGCCAUCGCGCCCAACGAGUUUGUGAUGCGGGCCCAGAAGAGCGUGUACCACCUGAGCUGCUUCUGCUGUUGUGUCUGCGAGCGGCAGCUCCAGAAGGGCGAUGAGUUUGUCCUGAAGGAGGGGCAGCUGCUCUGCAAAGGGGACUAUGAGAAGGAGAGGGAGCUGCUCAGCCUGGUGAGCCCGGCAGCCUCAGACUCAGGCAAAAGUGAUGAUGAAGAAAGUCUUUGCAAGUCAGCCCAUGGGGCAGGGAAAGGAGCCGCUGAGGAUGGCAAGGACCAUAAGCGCCCUAAACGUCCCAGAACCAUCUUGACAACCCAACAGAGGAGAGCAUUCAAGGCCUCGUUUGAAGUAUCCUCCAAGCCGUGCAGGAAGGUGAGGGAGACUCUGGCUGCAGAGACAGGGCUGAGCGUCCGUGUCGUUCAGGUGUGGUUCCAGAACCAGAGAGCUAAGAUGAAGAAGCUGGCCCGGCGGCAGCAGCAGCAACAGCAAGAUCAACAGAACACCCAGAGGCUGAGCUCCGCUCAGACAAAUGGUGGCGGGAGCGCUGGGAUGGAAGGGAUCAUGAACCCCUACACUGCUCUGCCCACCCCACAGCAGCUCCUGGCCAUCGAGCAGAGCGUCUACAGCUCAGAUCCCUUCCGACAGGGUCUCACCCCACCCCAGAUGCCUGGAGACCACAUGCACCCCUAUGGUGCUGAGCCCCUUUUCCACGACCUGGACAGUGAUGACACCUCUCUCAGUAACCUGGGUGACUGCUUCCUAGCAACCUCAGAAGCCGGGCCCCUGCAGUCCAGAGUGGGAAACCCCAUUGACCACCUGUAUUCCAUGCAGAAUUCUUACUUCACCUCUUGAGUUCACCCCUCGAGUUCUCCGGCUAGGCUCCCAUUCUGGAACAACCGCGUUACAUGAGGGGUCAGCUGGCUUUAGG